Messenger RNA from Anoplopoma fimbria (sablefish), 2196 nucleotides. RefSeq names its product MKS transition zone complex subunit 1 (gene mks1). NCBI's taxonomy places the organism in Eukaryota, Metazoa, Chordata, Actinopteri, Perciformes, Anoplopomatidae. The transcript is spliced from 18 exons. The record is from RefSeq and is a predicted model, not a curated record. Bases 88 to 1785 code for a protein of 565 amino acids. Gene Ontology annotation, biological process: cilium assembly. Gene Ontology annotation, cellular component: MKS complex.
AGAAGAAGAAGAAAACGGUUCCUAAAACGUUGCUUUUGUAGUUUACAUUUGCAAAAUCUGCGUGUUUUUUUGCUAAAUAUUGGCUUAAUGGCAGACAGUUGGAACACAGAUACCGGCGAAGCUGUGUAUCGGUCCCGGGAUGCUGUCAAGAACUUGAGAAUACGAGUGCGUCUAGAGAAGGUGACCUCCACAGCAGCCCUCUCUAAGCACCUGCAGCAGCAAGUUCGAUCCCAGCAGGACAGAGGAGCCAUUGAACUGGAAACCCUCACCUCACAAGGCCAGACAGCAGGUGAUAAUGAGGAGGAGUUGGUGGUGGGCUGGCAGGAGAAACUCUUCAGUCAGUAUGAGAUGGAGCUGUUCCAGAACGAGGCAGCAUGUCAGACCCCUCUGGACCGUCAGUACCACACAGAAGUCAAGGCCCUGAACAAGGCCAAGGGCCGACGUAAUCACAGGAUUUUUACAUAUACUGAUCAUGACCGCUACACCAGCUGUCUUCCAUUUGACCAACUGCAGCACUCAGCUGACUUAUUGACCACAACCAAAUCCAGCCCCACGUUCCUGGCUGAAAGGAUGGCCAGCGUGAGACACAGACGGCAGGACAGACGCACCAUGGAUUGUAGUGUCCCUAAGACAAAGAUCGUCAACUGGGAGCCCACAGCGGAGUUUGUGAAGAGCAGUCAUGUGGUGAAUAAUGCCAUGCAGACCAUGCAUAUCAUGGGAGACCUGGCUCCCCCUGGAAGGCUGGGCCUAAAAGAGAAUGAAUACUUGCUGGUAACCAUAAAAACAGACGGCAGUGGAACAGUCAUUGUAAAACCUGACUUCAACAAAGGCAAAGAGCCUUACAGGAUUGUAACAACGGGGGAGAAGAGAGAAGUUUGGCGCCUCACUAUUGAGAAUGUAUGCACCACCAUGCAACCAGAGGAAAAGGAGAGGGAGCAGAACAUGUACAAAGACCUGUACGUACGGCACAAGGAGUACCUCAAUAGCCUUGUUGGACAAGACUUUGAAAUGCCUCCUUUAGGCAUUCUGCGUUACCUGAUGAAUGGAGAGAUAGUCUCAGCCAAAGGCUUUGAAUAUGAUAACUUAUACAUCCACUUCUUCAUGGAACUGCCGAACAAUUGGUCCAGCUUGCCAUUUCAGUCUCUCUCAGGGGUAACGCAGACGUGCCGGGCCAAAACAUUAGGGAAGGAAAACGUAGCUUUCUUCAGUUACCCCUUUAGUUUUGAGGCUUUCUACAUGAGUGAAAAGGAGAGCGAGGAGUCAAUGCCCCAGUGGCCAGUGAUCUACUUCAAGGUUCUUUCUCUGGACUCCUGGCAGCGAUUUCGAACUGAAGGCUAUGGCUAUCUGCUUUUUCCUGCCAUGCCUGGAAAACAUACAAUAACAUGCCACACGUGGAGACCCCUUCAGACCGGGACAGUCUCUGCACUGAGGCGCUUCUUCAUUGGAGGUUCUCCGGAGCUUGAGGACCACAGCUAUGUCAGAAUACCAGGGACCUUCAAGGGAGAGAGGCUGAGUCGCUUUGGCUUUUGCACUGAAACCACAGGAAGUGUCACCUUUAAUCUGCACUGCAUCCAGCAAGCCAGGGCAUUUGUUGAUGCCACCAUGUUGAAGAAGAGGAGACAGAAAGUUUUUGACCAGCUGGGAGGAUUUAGUCAGCAAGGAGCUGUUUGCACCAUCCUUGAGGCCUUCCAGAGGGCCAGGAAAAAGAUGCAAGAGGCCAGAGAAAGUCUUCCCAGAGACCUCGUACACACCACCUCUCAACUUCAGGCCGAAUCCUCUGCAUAGAUGUUCUAACGGUGAAGAGACUGUCGUUCUAUCAAAUACAUAUAAACAUCCAAGUGGCUUAAACCUACUAUGUAGAAUUGUAGCCACAUUACCAGCAAUUAAAAGUUGCUGUUUAAAAUAUUGCACAUUAAAUGUGUUUUGCUGAUAAGACUACGAUGUACUGUAAUGAGACAGAGAGAAGAAAACAGUUUGUUAUUGCUAUGUAUUCUUUGUAAAGAAAGCUAACAUGUGGGUAAGGGUAAUAACUUUGGUAAAUAUGGAUAUAUUUGGUAAUAAAUAAGGAGCAAAGCCAAUAUGCCUAGUAAGUCUGUUAUCAACAUGCAUUUCAUUGUUUGUACAGUCACUGUUUGUCUAAGAUUUGAGUAAAUAGUCUCUUUUUCAGUGUCAUAGGCGCAGUGAUGCUUGUGAAAA